Molecule: messenger RNA, 366 nt
Organism: Colletotrichum lupini
Lineage: Eukaryota; Fungi; Ascomycota; Sordariomycetes; Glomerellales; Glomerellaceae
Exons: 1
Source: RefSeq, a predicted model, not a curated record
GGGAUACUAACAAUUGUAGCUCUUUUCCUCGUCGACCCAGCCAUUCCUAUCAUCAGCACGUCGAACGUGCCGCCUCAGCAGAAACACUGGUGGCCUGAUGAGCCUAAGACUGGUCCAUUGCCCGCCCCAGCAUCAGAUGAUCAGGGAUUGAUUCAGUGGGAAAUGGCUCAGGAAGAGUGGGUUGACUCCGAAGACGCUUGGUUGAAGGCUCGAGAGAGUUGGGAACAGAGCCUUAGCAGAGAUAAGUGGCCCAUUGGAAUGGAACAGGCCAAGGAGCUGAGGAAGGAGCUGAUGGCUGAAAGAACGUGGAUGAAAGAGAAGGAGGCUAAUUGGCUCAAGACCGAGUGGAACUUCUGUGAACACUAG